CUGUCUGUCUGUCUGUCUGUCUGUCCGUCUAGCUCUUUUCAGGGUGCAGUAAACUAACAGACUCCAGGAAGAAGGGAUUAUAUUGCAGCGUCAAACUGAACAGAAUUGUGGGGCUCUGUCUGUCUCUCAAAUUUUCACUCCUGUCUAGAAGCGCGCUUGUCUGAUUGUAAUGAAACUCGCUCAGGACCUUCUUUAGCUCGGACUCUAGUGGCCAUCAGUGUCGCACUUGCAUAUCGAGAGAAGUUUGAUUUGAUUUGACGAAACUUGCAAAGUUUCCAGCUGUGGCAAUAGGCUGUGUGUGUCGCUGACCUCAGCCUCUCUGCUCCGCCCCCUCAGCCUGUCUGUCCGUCACUGUGGUUUUGUUUGAGAAUUCGCAGCUUCUGCACUCCUUCCUUUCCUCCCUCGUUCUGAAGCUGGUGGUUCUCUUUUGGGCUGCUUCUCCCAUGAGCCUUUGCAACUAGACGCUUCCUCCCUCCCCUCCCCCCCUAACUUCCUGCUCCACUCCCCAGUCUGCCAGCCAAUCGGGGGCCACAGCCGCCCUCCUCCUCCUUGCUCCCCCUCUCCUCCUCCUCCUCCUCUCUCCCCUGUCCCUCGAUGGAGGACCCUGACGUGGAUUGCACAGCCAGCCUGCUGGCCUCUGUGCGUGAGCAGGAGGUGCAGUUUGAGAGGCUGACCCGUGCGCUCGAGGAAGAGAGACGCGGCACUCAGAGAGGGACGCUCACACGCGAGCAACAGAACGGGAGGGUACCUGGCGAUGCUGGGUUCGAGAGACAGAAAGUCUAUCUGAACGGAUCGCAGCCACAGCAGUACAGCACUCUGACCAGGAUGUUGGACCCGGGCCACUUCGUGGAGGAGACGGUCACGAUGGAGGAGGAUCCCGACCCACCGGCCUCCGUCGUUUCCGUGGAAACGUCGGACGACGGGACCACGCGCAGGACGGAGACCACGGUGAAGAAGGUCGUAAAGACAGUCACGACUCGCACUGUGAUCCCCUCUGUGUCGGUCUCAGACGCCCUCUCCCUGGACGGCUCGAUCCAGGGGGGCAACGGCUUCUCCGGGGGCUCCAUGCAGGGCGGGGGGGGCACGGGGAACGGUGGGGGCUACACGGCCACGCUGGAGCGCAUGUACCGGGGAGGAGGGACCCCCACUCCCGCCCCGCCUGGGGGAAACAUGUACGUGGGACCCCCGGGCACCGCCACCGUACCCCGAAACUACCACUACGCAGACUCCGCAGGGGGUUACCCGCGGGGAGGGGGGGGCUACGGGGAAACCAACAGCUACCGGCCCGGCCCCCCCUCGGAGGCCUACGCCAGCCUCUCGAGAAUGCAGCGCAUGGAUGACAGAUACAGGCCCGCGGAGGGGUACCGCACUCUGGAUGCGGGGUACCGGGCCCCCAGCAGGCAGGCCGACCCGUACGCAGCCCAGCCGCAGGUGCGCAUGGGGAGCAACCUGGAGCUGAGCCGAGGGGGGCACCCCGAAAGAUUCGUCCACGAGCCCUACGGGCUGGAGGAUGACCAGAGGAGUCUGGGAUACGAGGACCUGGACUACGGCCUGGCCCCUGGCCUGGGGGGCUCCCGGGACUACCCCAGCAUGACGCUGAGGAGCACAGGGGGCACGCUGGACCCUCGCCGCAGGCUCAGGAGCUAUGAGGACACCUUGGACAGUGACAUGGGUGGAGGGGACCCCUAUUACUGGAGCAGCAACGCCCCUCUGGCCCAGGCGGAGCGGGGCAGCAUGGCCAGUCUGGACAGCACGCUGCGGAAGGGUGGGGCGCCCCAAAACUGGAGGCAGCCGGAGCUCCCCGAAGUGAUUGCCAUGCUGAACUAUCGACUGGACCCCGUGAAAUCCAACGCAGCCGCCUUCCUACAGCACCUCACCUUCCAGAACGACAAGAUGAAAUCUGACGUCCGUCGUUUGAAGGGGAUCCCUGCUCUGGUCGGCCUCCUGGAUCACCCCAAAAAAGACGUGCACUACAGCGCCUGCGGGGCCCUGAAAAACAUAUCCUUCGGGCGGGAGGGAGAUAACAAGGUGGCGAUCAAGAACUGCGACGGGGUGCCGGCCCUCGUGAGACUGUUGAGGAAAGCGAGAGACCAGGACCUCACUGACUGCAUCACAGGCACCCUGUGGAACCUCUCCUCUCACGACUCUGUGAAGAUGGAGAUCGUGGAUCACGCGCUGCACGCUCUCUCUGACGAGGUCAUGGUGCCGCGGUCGGGGUGGGAGAGGGAGCAGAACGAAGAUUCCAAGCCCAGACACAUAGAGUGGGAGACGGCCCUCACCAACACUGCAGGCUGUCUGAGGAAUGUGAGUUCGGAGCGCAGCGAGGCGCGCAGGAAGCUGAGGGAGUGCAGCGGGCUGGUGGAUGCGCUCAUGUACAUCGUGCAGUCACAGAUCAACCGCCAGGACGUAGACAACAAGCUGGUCGAGAACUGCGUGUGUCUGCUCCGAAACCUGUCCUAUCAGGUACACAAGGAGGUCCCAGGACACGAGCGCUACCAGGAGAACAACGCGCUUCUCGGCCAAUCCUCGAACACCAACGGGACCCAGCGAGCCAGCUGCUUCGGCAGCAAGAAGGGCAAAGACGUGUGGUUUGCUGAAGGAAAGAGUAACACUGAGGAUUACAGCACAGAAGUCAUUGAUAUUCCAAAACGCUCCGCACCGGCAAAAGGGUAUGAGCUGCUGUUCCAGCCUGAGGUCGUGCGCUUGUACACGUCUCUGCUGAAAGAGUCGAAAAACCCUGCGGUGCUGGAGGCCGCUGCUGGAUCUCUGCAGAACCUGUGUGCGGGGAGGUGGACGUAUGGGAGGUAUAUCCGCGCGAUGGUGCGUCAGGAGAAAGGGCUGUCGAGCAUUGCGGAGCUGCUGGAGCACCCCCAGGACAGGGUGGUGAGGGGGGUGUCGGGGGCUCUGAGGAACCUGGCCAUCGACGGGAGGAACAGAGAGCUCAUAGGGAAGCACGCGAUGGCCAAUUUAGUGCGGAACCUUCCAGGAGGGCAGCAGCAGCCAGCGAAGAACCUGAGUGAGGAAACGACCGUGUGUCUGCUGAGCACCAUGAACGAGGUCCUUCUCAACAACCUGGAGGCAGCCAAGAAACUGAGAGAGGCGCAGGGAAUCGAGAAACUGGUGCUGAUCAACAAGGACGGCAAUCGCACAGACAAGGAGGUUCGGGGCGCGGGCCUCGUGCUGCAGACUGUUUGGGGGUUCAAGGAGCUGCGCAAGCCCCUGGAGAAGGAGGGGUGGAAGAAAACGGACUUCAUGGUGAAUCUGAACCCCGCCCCCCGGAGUCAGGGGUAUGAGGACAGCACGCUGCCCCUCAUGGACCGGAGAGCAGGUGAGAAGGGAGACCGAGAAAUGAUUCCCAUGAACGACUUGGGCCCAGAGGCUUAUUCCACUCUGGACCAGCGAGACCGGAACCGGUCCAUUGACUUGUCAGAAAGCGACCACAUGCAGAGGGGUUUGCUCGGAGGCAGUAGUGGUUCUGUGGCUCACCUGGUUGACUCUUAUGAUGAAAAACUAAUAAUCUUUAUCUCGCAGAGAGAUUUAUCAAUCCAAGCCCACUGCCGCUAGACUCUCGCACGAGAGGGAGAGAGUUCCAGUGUAAAAUAACCAAGAAAUCAAUACAAUAAAAUAGAAGCAGAAAGACAGGACUGGAGAUUCCGAAGAGUAGGAGCCAUUCUGUCUUUCAUUCAAGAAGAAAAAUCUGUCUCUCUCUUUCUCCCUCCUUCCUUCGAUCAAUCUAUCCACCCCUCCAAAAAAUCAUCUGAAUACAGCCAUCCGCCCAGGGGCUUGAAACCGGUGAGGUAAUCAGAGGCUGCAGUACCGAAUGCAGCCACCAGAGGGGAGUGUAUCUUUGAUGCAGAAUUGUAGUUUAUAAAAUUAUUAUAAUGGGUUUAAAGAAACUGAUUUUAAAAUGUGUUUUUUUUUUAUUUCUUUUCAUUAUCAAGUAAAAACAAAGGUUCUUCAAAAGUCUGUUUUUGUUUUGACUUUUUUUGCCCACAGUUCCCCCUACUGUUCGUUGUGUGGUAAUGCACAUAAUCUCUCCUCUAUGCGUGGAAGAGCAGUGUCUCUCCUGUAGGGGGCAGCAAAACCUAAAAAAAAAAUAAAAAUAAAAUCAUUUACGUUCGGCAGGAGAGGAUUGGCAAAUUGCUAUUUCAAGAACUCAGUUAACAUUUUAAGAAAGUGUUUUUCUAAAAGAAACAGCAGGAGAAGUUUAAAGAGAGAGAAUGUGUGUAUGUGUGGGGGAUAUUAAAAUUUCAACACAAAGAUCAGUUCACAGUUCGUCGUGCCUCCAGAUCAGAAACUCUGCAUUGUGAGAAUCAAUUUCUUCUCUCUUUCAUUCUCUCAAUUUUAGUUCAUUUAGUCAAACGCCAGGAAAGCAGUGAUGAUCUUGCUUGUGUUUUCUCUACUGGAGAUAUGGGGAGGCUGGGGGGUAUCUGUUUAGAAAGGGAGGGGGGAGACCGAGCUGGUGUACAGACUCUGGGAGGAGCGUUCUUUGUACAUUUUGUGGAGUGAGACAAUCCUUGUGUGUUUGUUUAGUUGUGUGUUUACGAUAGUUUAGAAACCAAACGAACUGCGAUUAUCAUCCUAAUCAAUCAAUCAUUACUAAUUAAACCCUUGUUUUUAGUUCUUUCAAAUUUUGAAGGGGGGGAUUCUAUGUACAAAAUUUAUUUUAAUCCAAACCUCUCCCCCCCAAAAAAACUGGAUUCCUAGUUGCACUUCAAACGACUGUCAGUUUGUGCCAUUUUUCAAUUUUUUUGGUUUUGUUUCCAUAUCUUGUGAUCGGAGUGUUGCCAAAAUACUGUAAAAAUCAUAAUAAACUCAUUGCUGGUGUUGCACUGUUUCUGUACUUUCAAGUGAAUCUGUGGAACAUUCUGUGGGUUUGAGGAGCUCAGUGGUUAAAGAAAGAAAGCGCUGGGCUGCAGUGUGGAAGGCAGUGGGUUUGAGGAGCU
Polyodon spathula (Mississippi paddlefish) is the source of this 4946-nucleotide messenger RNA. Its product is annotated as catenin delta-1-like. Gene Ontology annotation, molecular function: cadherin binding. NCBI's taxonomy places the organism in Eukaryota, Metazoa, Chordata, Actinopteri, Acipenseriformes, Polyodontidae. The record is from RefSeq and is a predicted model, not a curated record. Gene Ontology annotation, biological process: cell-cell junction assembly; cell-cell adhesion. Bases 595 to 3564 code for a protein of 989 amino acids. The transcript is spliced from 22 exons. Gene Ontology annotation, cellular component: adherens junction; nucleus; cytoplasm.